This is a messenger RNA of Orbicella faveolata, 499 nucleotides long. RefSeq lists its product as uncharacterized. Gene Ontology annotation, cellular component: plasma membrane. Gene Ontology annotation, molecular function: G protein-coupled receptor activity; protein binding. Lineage: Eukaryota; Metazoa; Cnidaria; Anthozoa; Scleractinia; Merulinidae. The record is from RefSeq and is a predicted model, not a curated record. Gene Ontology annotation, biological process: cell surface receptor signaling pathway; G protein-coupled receptor signaling pathway.
AGACAACCAGGUGAUAAGUGGCUCAAAGACCCUACAACUAACUGUACUUGUACUGAGCACAGUUCAGUCUUGUGCCAGAAACUAAAUGAGUCUGUGUGCAUGGAUAUCAGCGGAAACUUGAGAAAGAAUAGGGAGGCGUGGAUGAACAGUUCCUGUGUGGCUUGUGAGUGCGUCAACGGCACUAUAAACUGUACUAGAUAUGACGUCAACGUCACUUAUGGAUUGUAUAGUAUAGAGCUGUUACCCACCUGUGAACAAUGUGCAGUUCCAUUGAGAACACAAGAGCCCUACAGUACUUGCAAAGUCUACCUUGAACUUUCCGAAAACGGAAAAAUGACCGAGUGUGCAAGUGGGGGAUUGUAUAUCCGGGACAUUCACCGAUGUAACGGGAUCGCUGAAUGCCCGGAUGAAUCAGAUGAAAACGGCUGCGAAGAUGGUAUGCUUCCUCAGUUUUCGCACUAUGUUGCUUUUCUGCUACACUAAAUAAUACUCAAUCAAC